This is a messenger RNA of Exophiala xenobiotica, 2666 nucleotides long. RefSeq lists its product as uncharacterized. The record is from RefSeq and is a predicted model, not a curated record. The transcript has 2 exons. The coding region runs from base 1 to 2331 and encodes 776 amino acids. Lineage: Eukaryota; Fungi; Ascomycota; Eurotiomycetes; Chaetothyriales; Herpotrichiellaceae.
AUGGCUCCUCGUCGGACUGUGAGCGAUAGGCCACGCGGCUGGUCUCAGGAAUCGAGCGAUUCGCAGGAGGAGCUCAUCCUUUAUCGAGGCAACCGCAUUGUGAAAGGACCUCAGAGACAGCCGGUCGUCCCACCAACCACCCAGCGAGCUCAGCAGGAUGAAGGAUUUGCUCGAUUCCUCAAGAAACACUCGUCUCCAACUCAUCAACGAGUCACUGCUGGGGGACGUAUUGUGCCAAUGGAGCAGCGACCGCGCCCUCCACCAUUUCCACUGCCAAAUUCAAAGCAAGAAAAAGAGCCGGGAUGCGUGGAUGAUAUGGACAAUGAAGGUGAAUGUAGCGGCAUGGACCAUCAGACAUCAAAUUCAGAGACGAACAGUCAGGUCAAGGCCCGCCCGGAAGGUGCAGACGGACAAUUCUUGCAUCCGCAGGUUCACAUGCUCGCCAACACCAAUAUCAUGCCUGGUCCUGUCAACGUCAACUUGAUGGCUACCACAGAUGCCUUCUCCAUGGACGGUCCACGUGUCCAAGCACCAUUGUUUCCUGGACUUCUGACACCACCAAUGUUCCCAAACAUGUACGAUCCCUUUGGUGUUCCAGGUGGCCAGAUGUAUCCUGCCAGUACGUUGCCUCUCGCUGCGCCGUUGACGGGCUUCAGUGGAAAUAUGGAUGGUCCGUACUCAAUGCAUAUGCUGCCUUCGCCAGAGUUGACAUACUUUCCGGUGAUGGAUGCUAUGCCAGCUGCUCAGAAUGAGGUUCGAAUUCCAGAUGAUCUACACUCCAACAAGAUGCUGCAGGAUGCCAUUACCCGCUUCAACGAUCUCGAUCAGCAACUCAAAAAUCUUGAUCGCCAUCGAGCCAUGGGUGAGCGAGAUCCUCAGAUCACUGGUCAGCGUAUAACCAUUGUCGAACUUCGUGCAGAUGCAAAAGCAGCAAUGAAUUAUUGGACCUCAGUCGUGGAGAACGAGCUCAAGGCUCUUGGACAGCAAUGCGUGGACCGUCCCACUAGCACUCUCAAUGUGGAAGCUGCUGCCUACAUUCCUCUUGGUGCGAAUAAAGUCGCUUCACCAAUCGACAACGUCAAUGGAAGUGCAAAGUCGGCCAACAACGCCCCGAACAUUGCACUCAAAGCUCCCCCCAAAGCCGGCCCUCAUCGCAUCCCGAUCGUGGCUCCUCCAGAAAAGGCAGCUUUUGGCAGAAGUACGAACAACGACAAUGCAUCAGAUGCUGACUCGGUUGAAGUCGACGAAUGGGGUUCUCGCAUUGGUGACCCACCAGAAGAGAUUCAAGCUCAGCAGAGUGAGAUGCUGUUGAAGUUGGGCCGCGAACUAAGCAUCUCUCCUCAAGUGUCAUUUCACAGCUCUGAUGCGAUCAGUCCUGCUGAGAUGACCCAUUCGGUGACAUUGAAGUCGUCCCCUCUCAAGCAUCAACUCAGAGAAGCAGCCAUCGAGCAGAAUGAAGAGAAAGAAUCAAUCAACGGAGAGUGGCUACCUCCUCAGCCGGGUCGUGCUCCUCCUACAGUUGAAGCCUUCUACGAGGUGCAACUCGACGCAAUGCGUCUGCCCAAAGGAUUCACCACUAAGGUCAAAUUGCCGGAUGGUAGCAUUUCCGAGAUUGCAGGUCAAGGAUUGCGUCGGCCACCUUCUUGCGAAAUGGACGAGUUUGAACGACGAUAUUGGACGGAGAAGCCGGAACUGUCCUCGGAAAUGGCCACCAACUUUGUCGACAUAACUGCCAAUGCGGACAAUAUUUGUGCGGAUCGAAAGAAUCAGAAGGAAAAUGCUCUGGUGGUCCUGAACCACUGUAGCUCUGGAUCUCCGGAGAGAUUGGUCAGCGACUUUGAAGCACCAGGAAUCGAGAGUGCCCGGGCCUUGAAGCUUCCACGAUUUGGCCGGAAAGCCUACACCUCAAUCACGGCGGCUUCAAAUGGAUCGGAUACGGCUCUAUCGACGUGGGGACAACCUACUCCUACUUCGCCGCUGCGUUUGUCGCGCGACAAGGUGGGCUGGUCAGCAAGUGAGCAAUCGAAGAUUGGACUCGACACAGCGUACGAUACAGCCAUCUCCAAGGGCUUCUCUUCAGUCUCUGUCCAGAACGUUCAUGCCAUGGGUCGCUUGCCGCACAUGUUGGACGGCGCAACUGACAGUCAACGCCGCUCAGCCAUGUCUUUGCUCUCCGCAGCUGGCAAGGUUCGAAGCCCUCCGCUUGUGAGAAGCCCGACUACUCCUGCAAUUGGCUUUCAUGGUGGCUCUCAAGAUCGUGAGGUUGGCGGCGUGACGUUGGAGGGGGAUGAUGUCUUUCGACCUCAGUCGGCUAAGCAACAUGUGAUGUGAGGUUGUCGGAGUCGAGACUUGUUUGCCGCAGGUUUGUGGUGCGGUCACAAGUACAAGGAAUUCCAUUUUGCCCGAGUGUAUGAAACACACGAAUUGGUCAUGUCCGUUGGGCGGCAUGCGUUGGUAAGCUUGUAUGGUGUUUCAGAAUAUCACAGAAACACGGCGGCAUUGAACUUGAACUGGUCAUGGAAAAAGAGGGAUUAAUUGCUGAUGUCCUGAAGUGAAAGGAGCUAUGCAAGCAUUCAGGAUGUAUUUUACCCGUCGACAUCAAAGAUGAAGAGAAUGCGUAUGGAGACAUUGACUAGGUAGUGUCGGCAGAAUAGCUGCAAUUGGAG